GCCAUGACCCCCGCUGCUCUCCCCUGCAGGCUCGUCGCCGCGGCCCCCCGAGCCCGGCCGCCGCCUGCGCCCGGGCGGGCCCCGCGCGUCCCGGGCGCCGCUCCGCAGUGAGCCCACCAGGAGCGGCUGCAGCGGCCACCAUGGGGCUGAAGCUGUCCUGCCUGAAAGGGCUGAAACUGUGUGUCGGCCACAGCGACGGCCAGGACGAGGCGCCCGUCCUGAGCGACAAGAGCCUGCCCGUGCCCGACAUCAUCGUCACGCCGCCGACCCCCACGGGCCUCACGCUGCAGCGGGACAGCAGGAAGCGCACAGACUGGGCGGAGGAGCCGGGCGCCCCCGAGGAAGGAGACACGGACCCCGAAGCCUGAGGGCCUGGAGCCCGGCCCGCGCCCAGCCUGACUCCUGUGCCAGGGGAGGAACCGGGCACAGCGGUGCCAGCCUUGCCCCGCCCGGGACCAGACUGCCGAGGUCGCCAGCCCGCUGCCCGCCCGCGCCCAGGGCCAGGGCAGCCUUCUCUGGACUCAGACCCCGCGCCGGGGUGGCCGGGGCCCGCGCCCAGGACUCCUUCCCGCGGAGCUGCGGCGUCUUUGGCGUGUUCCCCGCGUCCCGAGUCCCGCCCGCCUCUGUCUCA
Messenger RNA from Sorex araneus (European shrew), 631 nucleotides. It is a transcript of the gene CLMB, whose product is annotated as chromosome 8 C16orf74 homolog. The transcript has 4 exons. Lineage: Eukaryota; Metazoa; Chordata; Mammalia; Eulipotyphla; Soricidae. The record is from RefSeq and is a predicted model, not a curated record. Bases 141 to 368 code for a protein of 75 amino acids.